AAGACCAGUUCGGUCCGCAAUCGACCCUUGUCUUCAUGUUAGGGAACAAGCAAACUCAUGUUUUACUUUCCCUCCUUGAUUGAAAAAUCAGAGGGUAUUAUUAGUAUGAAUGGAACGACAUGCUGCAGAUGCUAUACAAUUUGGCAUUUCGCUCUUUACGAAAUUUCCAACGGGCCUGACAGCUCUUAUCUCACGAGGUGAGCAGUAUUAGUAUGGAUGGUAAUUUCAAGGCGCUAACAGCUCUCAUUAAUUUGCGGUGAAGAAUAAAAAGGAUGUGUCAUCUCUUCUUGAACAGAAGAGUGUCUUGGCUCUGAAGUUUCUCCCCCAUCAACUAAAGACGGACCUUUUUUAUUUUCACCCAUCGAAAAGCAGAAAGGACUCGGUAACUUUCUGUUUUUACCUGAACUUCCGUCAAAUUUACUCUCGGGAACACAUUCCGAGCAUGGGAAUUGCUGGGACCAAAUCGAAAGUAGGCAAACACGAGGCGGGGAGGAUUUUUAGGAUCUAACGUUCAACCGGGUCAAAAGUGAAAAAAAAAGGACCCAAUACCUACGUUGGCUCGUAGCCAAGCAGACUGCCUCUUCUUCACUUGAACUGGGUCUAACCUCCAAUGUGGCUUCACCAUAAUCUCUUCCUCUCUCUCUCUCUCUCUCUCUCUCUCUCUCGGGGUUGUAACAUGUGAUUCAUAUCAAUAAAUAGGGAGCCAAGUUCCUAAUCUCCCCACACACCAACACACACGUACCCACAAGUCCUGAUAAAAACUUGGUUCCGGAUUUCGAUUUCGAGACAACGAUGCACCAUCUAGCAUUGGAGGUCGGCCUGGUCGAUCCUGCCAUGGAGACGACAGCUCGCGAGCGCGAGAGCACCAUGAAGCGGCCCAUCUGUCCGAAGCCCCGACGGCUCCGGCCAGGUGCGCCAGACUUGCUCAAGCCCCUGAGGUGCAGCCAGCACUGCCAGCAGAAUGGCGAUGGAAGAAGUGGGAUAGGGAACCUGAUCGUGGACAAGGUUGGCCUCGUUAUCCAGGCGGCGGACAAUGAGGACGAGAGCCCCGGUGCCGAGGGCGGCAUGGGGUCGCCGCCCACGAGGACCAACAAUCCGCUGGUUCACGACGUCCGCUUCAUUCGCCAGAUGGAGCUUCUCUCGCCAUUCCCACCCGCCAAGCUCCCCGACAAUUUCAAUUUUCCCUCCGCCUCUCCAGCUUGAGACGCCAACGUAUUUACCGUGGCUCUAGCCCCAUUUUUCUUUAUUAUUAUUGUUGUUGUUUUGGACAAUUCAUGAGAAUUUUUCUUAUUUUCGGCUUGAUUUGCUUUUGUAAAUAUAUGGAGAUUCAUGUAAGCUAGAUAUUGUGUGCUCGUGGACCUGUGGAAUCGCUUACUUAAAAUUU
This is a messenger RNA of Eucalyptus grandis, 1384 nucleotides long. RefSeq lists its product as uncharacterized. The transcript has 2 exons. The record is from RefSeq and is a predicted model, not a curated record. The coding region runs from base 793 to 1203 and encodes 136 amino acids. NCBI's taxonomy places the organism in Eukaryota, Viridiplantae, Streptophyta, Magnoliopsida, Myrtales, Myrtaceae.